GGUGGCGCCUGCGGUGGGGGCCGGCGCGGCUCCGGGGCGGGGCCUGCGCCUGCCCUUCCCGCGCCCCGUUGCCCUCGGCCCGCGGCUCCGGCGGGCGCGACCUGUCCCCGCCGCGCAGGGGGCCGCGAGCCAGGCUGGGAAUCAGGCUCUCUUGGGCAGGUGGUGCUCCUGGACAGGCACCUGGUUGAUCCGUCCUCAGGGAUGGCGUCCAUCAACCCGUGGGCCUCCAGGGGUGCCCUUGUGGACCAGUCCUGGGGGAUGGCAGCUGUUGACCCGUGGCCCUCCUGGGCUCUGUGUCCUCAGGACCCUGUGUGGCACAUGGAGUGGAGCAACAAGGAGUGGAGGAGGGCUGCUGGUCACCCAGCAGACCAGGUCCAGGAACCAGUGACCUUCAAGGACGUGGCUGUGGACUUCACCCAAGAAGAGUGGGGGCGACUGGAUCUUGUGCAGAGGACCCUGUACCGUGAUGUGAUGCUGGAGACCUAUGGGCAUCUGCUCUCUGUGGGGAAUCAGAUCACCAAGCCUGAGGUCAUCUCCCUGUUGGAACAAGGAGAAGAGCCGUGGCCGGUGGAGCAGACGUGUCCUGAGAGCACUUGUCCAGAGUGGACGAGAGAUCAUGAAAGCAGUGCAUCGACCCCAACACAGAGUGCUCUUGAUGAAGGACAAGCCCACGGCAUGGAGUUAAAAAGAUGCAUAUGGGAUGAGCCUUGGUUCUCUAGGUUAGGAGUUUUGGGAUGUAAAGACCAAUUAGAAAUGUACCACACGAACCAGAGUACAGCUAUGAGGCAGAUGGUCUUCAUGCAAAAGCAAGUCCUGUCUCAGAGAGGGUCUGAAUUCUGUGAACUUGGGGCAGAGUAUAGCCAGCGCGUGGACUUUGUUCCAUGUCAGAGGGUUUCUCAGUUAGAGCAUUUCUAUAAUCCUGAUAUGCAUGCUGAAAGUUGGAGGUGUAACUCAGCCAUAAUGUAUGCAGAUAAGAUCACCUGUGAAAACAAUGAUUAUGAUCAGGCCCUCUACCAGUCUGUCCGCCCUGUUCACCCUAUAAAAAUGCAAACUGGAGAUAAUUUUUUCAAAUGUACUGAUGCUGUUAAAUCUAUCAAUCACAUAAUACAUUUUGGUGAUCAUAAAGGAAUGCAUGCAGGAGAAAAACUGUAUGAAUAUAAGGAGUGCCAUCAAAUCUUUAACCAGAGCCCAUCAUUUAAUGAACAUCCAAGACUUCAUUUUGGAGAAAACCAGUAUGAUUACAAAGAAUAUGAGAAUAUCUUUUACUUCUCAUCCUUUAUGGAACAUCAAAAGCUUGGUACUAUAGAGAAAGCAUAUAAAUACGACGAGUGGGAGAAGGUCUUUGGGUACGACUCGUUCCUCACGCAGCACACCAGCUCCUGCACCACGGAGAAGCCCUGCGAGUACAGUGAGUGUGGCAGGUCCUUCCUCUGGAGCUCUUACCUGAUUCAGCACAGGAAAAGCCGCACUGGAGAGAAGCCCUGCCAGUGUGACAAGUGUGGGAAGGCCUUCAGGAAUCGUUCCGCCCUCACCAAACACGAGCGGACCCACACGGGAAUAAAACCCUACGAGUGUAACAAGUGUGGAAAAGCCUUCAGCUGGAAUUCUCAUCUUGUCGUACACAAGAGAGUCCACACAGGAGAAAAGCCUUACGUCUGUAACGAGUGUGGGAAGUCUUUCAACUGGAACUCUCAUCUCAUUGGGCAUCAGAGAACUCAUACUGGAGAGAAGCCUUUCGAGUGUACGGAGUGUGGGAAGUCUUUCAGCUGGAGCUCCCACCUCAUUGCCCACAUGAGAAUGCACACUGGAGAGAAGCCCUUUAAAUGUGACGAGUGUGAGAAGGCUUUUCGGGAUUACUCAGCCCUUAGUAAGCACGAGCGAACUCACUCUGGAGCCAAACCGUACAAAUGCACUGAGUGUGGGAAGUCCUUCAGCUGGAGCUCCCAUCUCAUUGCACAUCAGAGAACUCACACGGGGGAGAAGCCCUAUAACUGCCAGGAAUGUGGCAAGGCCUUCAGAGAACGCUCAGCCCUCACUAAACAUGAAAUCAUCCAUUCUGGCAUUAAACCCUACGAAUGUAACAAGUGUGGGAAAUCCUGCAGCCAAAUGGCUCACCUCGUUAGGCAUCAAAGGACUCAUACCGGAGAAAAACCCUACGAGUGCAGUAAAUGUGGGAAAUCCUUCAGUCAGAGUUGUCACCUGGUUGCUCAUCGGAGAAUCCACACUGGGGAAAAGCCCUAUAAAUGUGAUCAGUGUGAGAGGUCCUUCAACUGUAGCUCUCACCUUAUUGCACACCGGAGAACUCACACUGGAGAGAAACCAUACCGAUGUAACGAAUGUGGGAAAGCCUUCAAUGAGAGCUCGUCCCUCAUUGUGCACCUGAGAAACCACACUGGGGAGAAGCCCUACAAGUGUGACCACUGCGAGAAAGCCUUCUGCAAGAAUUCCUCCCUUAUCAUCCAUCAGAGAAUGCACAGUGGAGAGAAGCGCUUCAUAUGCAGCCAGUGUGGGAGAGCCUUCAGGGGCCACCCGGCCUUGCUUCAACACCAGAGGAGUCACAGUGAGGAGACGCGGUCCUUGAAUUGAUCGGAGAGUUUUUGUUUCUUGUACAUUUGAUAACCCUUUGGAGAAAACCCUAUAAACAUAAUCGAGGGAAAGCUUCUCAUUAAGAGUUCCUGAUGUCCCCGUUAUUCAGUAGGAAAUACCUUAGAAGAAACGGUAUGAAUGAAAAAGAUAGGGAAAGGACGUCAGCAGUCGUCAGCCCUCCAGCCUCAGAUCCUCACAGGUGAGAGCUCUGGGCUCCGCACCUGGCCCACCAGUGCUGGCGGUGCUGGAGGACGUGAGGGGAGCAGGGCACCCUUAGUGAGUGCCUGGGCCUCUUUGUGGUCAGUGUGCUUUGUCAAGGGCGGCCUCAUGCAGUCGUGUGACUGGCAUGUACUUCCCGUCGAGCUCAAAUACUGGAUGGAAAUCUUUAUGACAACAUUUUGUGCGUAAUUGCAGAAAUGCAGAUAGAUUUUGCUACUAUAAGGGGAGGGUUUAGGUGCCCUUUGAGGGGUAGAGGAUGGGAUAUUAAUCUGAAUUUAAGAAAGGAAAUAGUAUAGUUUUGAGUGGGGAGUUUGCCGUUGGUCAAGAUGAGCCCCCUUAGAUGAGCAAGUGGGAUCACUGAGGGCAGACGGGUUGCUGCCUGGGAGGGUGAGACUGGUGUUGAUUGAAAGGUGACCUGUAUCACGUGGGUGCCAGUGUGCGUAGGGCCUGAGGCUGCUCUCGACUCCCUCGUGGGCUGGUAGUUUGUAAUUCGUUUUAGGCAGUCACUAUACGUUAUAACUGUGGAUACGGCUUCAGUAUGCAUAACACAAAGGAAUAAAGAGGACAUAGAAUUGUGUGUACAUAUCUACUAUCACAGAUCUAAUAAACGUGUGUAUGGAUAAGGACCUGCGAGACCCAUGGAGAAGUUAACCCAGUUAAUUUAAAAAAUGUUUUUGUUCUUCAAAUACGCAUAGUACUUACCACGUGCUGUUUUGUGUUAAAUGUUUUUCAGGUAUUAACUUGUUCAACCCAAUUGACUAGGUACUACUACUGUCCCGGUUUUACAAGGCGGGAACUGAGGCAGAGAUGCUGGGGAACCCAGCUCAUAAUGAGUGGAGCCGAGGUUGGCUCCAGAGUCUGUGUCCCUAACCACUGUGCUCUGCUGUCUCUCUAGUGGUACUUCACCCUCCUGUCCCCGCUUUUGGUCAGUGUUUCUAUGGUAGAGAUUUGAUAAUAAAAUUCAAGAAAAUCCUAAG
Messenger RNA from Sciurus carolinensis (gray squirrel), 3782 nucleotides. RefSeq names its product zinc finger protein 606 (gene Znf606). Bases 202 to 2586 code for a protein of 794 amino acids. Gene Ontology annotation, biological process: regulation of transcription by RNA polymerase II. Gene Ontology annotation, molecular function: DNA-binding transcription factor activity, RNA polymerase II-specific; RNA polymerase II cis-regulatory region sequence-specific DNA binding. The record is from RefSeq and is a predicted model, not a curated record. The transcript is spliced from 7 exons. NCBI's taxonomy places the organism in Eukaryota, Metazoa, Chordata, Mammalia, Rodentia, Sciuridae.